AUGGACACCAACGACCGCGAGAGAACAGCGCACUCCAACAGCCAGGCAGGCAGGGCCAUCCGCGGCCCGCAGAGUGCGCUGACCGACUACCUGCAGGAAAUCGGCGUCAGCGACCACUUCCGCGAGCGGCGGCGGCAGGAGGCAGAGGAGCGGCGGCGGCAGGCCGAGGAGGCAGCAGCCCUGCGUGAGCAACAGGCCGCAGCAGCAGCACCCGCCGAGCAGCCUGACAAGAGCCAGGAAGAGGACGCAGAAGAGGAGGCAGCAGUGGCCGAGUCCAGCAGGGCAGCGCAGCGCCGGGUGCAGCCGAAGCGGACAGCAAAGAAGAAAAAGAAGAACGACUCAUAUGACUCUGGCGAGGACGAGGCAGACUAUCGGGCGGGGCUGAACAAGAGCUCAGCACGCAAAGGCGGGCAUUUCCAGCGGUGCGAAAUCUGCGACAAGCAGUUUCUCAUGCGCGCCGACUAUGCCUUGGCACGGCUUCUGUGUCCGGCCUGCCGCAAAUCAGUGGACAAGGCCGCGCAGCCGGCGAAAAAGCCCGCAGCUAGAAAGCGUCUGGCAGAGCCGAAGCCUCCGGUGACCAAGCGCAAGCGCAUGCGUAAGACAGCCGACGGACUGCUGGAGCUCGACCAGCGGCUGCCGUCGCUGCAGGAUCUGUGUGUGCGGGCAAUCGCCAGGAACAUCGAUCAGGUCGAGUCCUUCGGUGAUGUGUCGGAGGCCGUGACGCUGAAGAUGUGUCGGAUUGUCAGCAAAAUGCGUCUUUUGGACGAGCAGACGCUGGGGCUGUUUCUGGGCCGCACGCGCACAUCUGUGACUCUGUAUGACUGCGCCAAACUGUCCGACCACAGUCUGGGCCGCCUGCUCGACUGCCCAAGUAUCGACUCUUUGUACUUGGGUAUGUGCGGCCGUCUGACAGGAGCGCGCCUUCUCGACUUUGCCAACCGCCUGCCCAGCCUCAGCUCGCUGACUCUCGAGGGUGCAUUUCUAAUCGACGACGACAUGUUUGCUGAGUUUUUCCGCAUCUGCGGCAACCGCCUGCGCGUGUUCCAUGUGCGGUGGGCUGGAUUUGGCGAAAAAGCCAUGCGGGCGCUGGUGGUGAACUGCGGCGGGCUGGAGGACCUGGAGAUCGCCGAGUGCACCAAUUUCAACGACGCCUGCCUGGCCAUGCUGGCGCCCCCCGUCGAGCAGUCCGAGAUUGACCUGCAGAACGUCGCCCGCGCUCUGCGCGCACAGCUGCGCGGCAAGAGCUCCGGGGAUAUGGCUGUGCCGCCGUGGCGUGCGCUGCCACUGCAGCACUUGGCGCUGUCACGCCCCCACCACGCGAUGGACCACAAGACCACCAUGCGCGUGAUCGAGACUGUGGGCCCGGGGCUGGUCUCCUUGGAUGUCUCUGGCUUCAAGGAUAUCACCGACGAGUUCGUCACCGCCGGACUGCACAAGCACUGCUUGAAUCUGCGCGAAUUGGUGAUGGACGAAUGCCUGGAAAUCACGGGCGCCGGCCUAGCCCAGUACUUUGCCAACCUGCGUGCUGCCAGAACUGGCCGGGCUGGCGAGAGCCUGGAGUGCGUCAGCCUGGAGCGCUGCUACCGGCUGACCGUAGAGGCUGUGCAGGAGCUAGUGCGCAGUGCUGGCAGCUCGCUGCGCAAGCUGAAUCUGAACUCGGCCGACGACAGCAUGACCAAAUGGGGGCUGCUGGCGCUGGCUGGCCGCAUGUACGACAAGGAGGGCGUCUUGGUUGAUUUGUCGUGGGUGCGCUGCACCACCGAUUUGGUGUUGGAGGAUAUUUUGUCGUGCUGCCCACGGAUUGAGACUGUGCGUGUGUACGGGUGCCCGCACGUGACGCAAUUCGCCCCCACCCGCCCCGGCCUCAAGUACAUUGGCCGCGAGAGCGAUACCCUCUGA
Linderina pennispora is the source of this 1899-nucleotide messenger RNA. Its product is annotated as RNI-like protein. The transcript has 2 exons. Gene Ontology annotation, cellular component: SCF ubiquitin ligase complex. Bases 1 to 1899 code for a protein of 632 amino acids. The record is from RefSeq and is a predicted model, not a curated record. NCBI's taxonomy places the organism in Eukaryota, Fungi, Kickxellomycota, Kickxellomycetes, Kickxellales, Kickxellaceae. Gene Ontology annotation, biological process: SCF-dependent proteasomal ubiquitin-dependent protein catabolic process.